Tauraco erythrolophus (red-crested turaco) is the source of this 2167-nucleotide messenger RNA. The record is from RefSeq and is a predicted model, not a curated record. NCBI's taxonomy places the organism in Eukaryota, Metazoa, Chordata, Aves, Musophagiformes, Musophagidae.
AAUCCCAGAAGUGGGAUGAAAUGAACAUCAUAGCUACAUACCACCCAGCAGGCAAAGAUUAUGGCUUGAUGAAAAUAGACGAGCCAAGUACUCCUUAUCACAGCAUGGUAGGAGAAGAUGAUGAGGACGCAGUGAGCGACUCAGAAUCAAAUGAGCCCUUAAAAGCAGAUGUAUUGAGUAAAAAACUAGCAGCUGCCGCUGAAGGCAAAGGACCCAAAAUUAUAGCAAGGCAAGAGGAAAGCAGUGAGGAGGAGGAAGAGGAUGAAGAAUUAACACCUGAAGAACGAGAGAAGAAGAAACAGUUUGAAAUGAAGAGAAAAAUGCACUACAAUGAAGGACGAAAUAUCAAACUGGCAAGACAGCUCAUUGCAAAGGAACUACGUGGUGAAGAGGAGGAUGAUGAUGAGGAUGAAGAAAUGCAAGAUGCUGCAGAUGUAGAAACAAUGAAUACAGAAGCUACUGAACAUGGGGAAAGGAGAGCUCCAAUAGGCAACCUUAUGACCUUUCUCCAUGGCUUGAAGCUGCCAUCUCUCUGCUCUCUGAUGUAAACCAGAGGCAACUCCGCUCCACAGCUGCAUUCGCCAGUGGAAAGAAGGCAGACCUUUGCAGCAUUUUUCCAUCUCUGUUGUUGAAGUCCAUUUUCCACCUUGCCUCAUAACCAGCUUCAGAGCCACAACUGACUGAGAUUUCUUGCUGAUUGAAAUGAAGAUGGCCAGUCCAGUCAGUGAUGCACAUGAUACUCGUGACCAGCUGGAAAGUAGAGCACACAGCAUAGAAGAAAUCUGUCCAGAACUGUAACUGCUUGUCAAAGACACAAAUAUAAACAUCGCUUCGUGUUUUUUGCCAUUAAGGCUCUUAAAUAUUGAGAAGCAUAUCAGUUACAAUGUUGUAUUGCCAAGAAUGUUAAUUUUAGACUUGUCCAUUAGGCAGAAAGAACUGUCUAAUUGAUUAUUCUUGUGCCUAGUAUUUCAUGGAGAAUACUGCUUCAUAAUCUGUUCAACCAGAAUGGCAUUCCCUCUGUGUAAAAUGCUGAUUAUCUUGCGUAAUGUGCUGUUACUCUUCAUGCUUUGAAACAGACAGCAUCUUUUGGUUUUUCACUAUUUAUUUGACAGUGCUCUACAUGCGGUAUCUCUUAUGGAAAGGCUUGGGAUUCAAGAGCCAAACGGUACAGCAUAUAUCAGAUUGACAUGCAAGCUAUUUAUCAGAUGUGUUAAGCAGUUUAAAAAGGGAUAUUUAAGUCUUACAACUUUUUUGUAAAAUGUUGACCUGUUAAUCUAGAUUUCGAUACGUUAUUACCUGUACUUUCCCAGUCUUUAGAAGAGCUGUAUUACUUUUUUUGAUAGUGCUGUUCAGAAUCAGUUGUCAGUUUCUGACUAAGGCAGUACAAAUGUCUGGUGGAGGGAAUGUUUAACACUGGAAAUGUUCUAACUUGAACUUUGCAUUUAAUUGUCACUGUCUUGUCCAUCGGGACUGGAUGUUUUGUGGAGCUCUGGCUUAUCAUGAGAACAUGGAAGUUUCCUUCUACUUUUCUCUUAAAACCACAUGCACUGUCACUCUUCUGGCUUGUUUCAAACUUUUGGUUGUUUCUAGUUGCAUGAAGAGGCUUGUGCUACUAGCAUCUGGGGAAAAACACCCAAGAGCAAAUCCACAUCAGGGCUGUGAAGAUGAGUUGAGGCUCUGGCCUUCUUCAUGUAAGGAUAACUGCUGCAGAUCUUCUAUUCAUUUGGGGUUGGUAACUUGCAUACUGAAAACCACUGGUCUAAAUCUUCCUGUAUCCAUUGCAACUUACAGCAGCUGCUUUUGUAAAAUGAAGGCUGUUUGGAAUAGAAGGGAAACUGCCUAAUUCAAAUACUUGUUUACAGUGUGGUUGUAUAGCCCCUGUAGAGGGGGAUUUUGAACCUCUAAAUUGCUGUAAACAACUUCCCACUCAAUGGAAUUGACUGGUGAAUGUUCCAGUGUUGAGAGUAGUUCCUGGGUUUUAUUACACAAAUGAAGUAUACACUUAAGCUUUAGCUUGGUUAUGGACUACAGUGUAUAUCUUAAUUUAGAUCUGAAUUUGAUAUGUUGCAAAAAUCCAUAUAAUUAUAUGGAUCUAUUUUAAAAUGUCUUUUUGUCCACUGUAUAUGUGAAGUUUGAAUAAAGGAAUGAAAGUUAUUUUACAGUUACA